This is a messenger RNA of Hyla sarda, 2547 nucleotides long. It is a transcript of the gene ADK, whose product is annotated as adenosine kinase. Lineage: Eukaryota; Metazoa; Chordata; Amphibia; Anura; Hylidae. Gene Ontology annotation, molecular function: adenosine kinase activity. Gene Ontology annotation, cellular component: nucleus; cytosol. Bases 199 to 1284 code for a protein of 361 amino acids. The record is from RefSeq and is a predicted model, not a curated record. The transcript has 11 exons. Gene Ontology annotation, biological process: purine ribonucleoside salvage.
GGUGGGGGUUGACAACUCUGAGGGGAGGAGUGAAAGGGGAGGGCGGGGAGCGGUAAGGACAGCGAAGAGCGCUGAGAGAUAGAGGUGAGGGCAGCGCAGGAAGUGAGAAGAGACUGUUCUGCUCGGGAGUCUGACUGAAGCUGCCCCCGUCCGUUCUUCUAGUUCUCCCUCGCCCCGGUAUCUCAUACAGCAGGCACUAUGAAGGUGGCGGCAGAUGAGCCUCAGCCCAAGAAGCAGAAACUGGAGGAGAAGACUUUGAGUGAAAAUCUCCUUUUUGGCAUGGGAAACCCUCUCCUGGAUAUAUGUGCUGUUGUAGACAAGGACUUUUUGGACAAAUAUGGCUUAAAGGCAAAUGAUCAGAUUUUGGCUGAAGACAAACACAAGGAGUUGUUUGAAGAACUGGUGAAAAGGUUCAAUGUUGAUUAUCAUGCCGGUGGCUCCACUCAGAAUUCCGUUAAGGUGGCACAGUGGAUGAUUCAGAAACCUUAUAAAGUGGCCACGUUUUUUGGAUGCAUUGGCAAAGACAAAUUUGGAGAAAUCUUGAAAAAGAAAACUGAAGAGGCACAUGUUGAUGCCCGCUACUAUGAACAGAGUGAGCAACCGACAGGCACCUGUGCAGCAUGCAUCACAGGGGACAACAGGUCUCUAGUAGCAAACUUGGCGGCUGCUAACUGUUAUGAUAAAGCAAAGCACCUUGACUUGAAGGAGAACUGGCAGCUGGUGGAAAAAGCUAAAGUUUACUAUAUAGCAGGUUUUUUCCUUACGGUCUCCCCUGAAGCUAUUCUCAAAGUGGCUACCCAGUCCUCGGAAAACAACAAGAUCUUUUGCAUGAACUUGUCCGCCCCCUUUAUUAGUCAGUUCUUCAAGGAGCCUCUCAUGAAAGCCAUGCCUUAUGUGGAUAUUCUAUUCGGAAAUGAAACGGAAGCUGCUGCUUUUGCCAAAGAGCAAGGGUUUGAGACUGAUGAUAUUAAGGAGAUUGCCAAAAAGGCUCAAGCAUUGCCAAAGGUUAACACGAAAAGGCCACGGAUUGUUGUGUUUACACAGGGACAUGAGGAAACCAUCAUGGCAACAGCUGACAAAGUUUUGUCCUUCCCUGUCUUGGAAAUUGACCAGAGUAAAAUUGUAGACACCAAUGGAGCAGGUGAUGCUUUUGUUGGAGGUUUCCUUUCUCAGCUGGUGUCUGACAAACCUAUGGAAGAGUGCAUCCGAGCUGGCCAUUAUUCUGCUAAUGUGGUUAUCCGAAGAGCUGGUUGUACUUUCCCAGAAAAACCAGAGUUCAAAUAAUUAAGGGGAGAAAACCUGUGAGCCACAUACCCUGAGGUCCUUUCUUCCACCUUACCAUCUCCUUUUCAAAGACAGAUGAAAGAAAUGUGUAUUUUUUUUCUGUUUGUCACCUCCCAAAAAUUGUAAUGUUCCCUUCCCCCAUACCUCUCUACCUCUGCACCAUUGACAGAGUGUCCAGUAUUUGGGAGAAAAAUGUCUAAAAGUUCUGCAGAUGAAAGACCUAGAUAUACUUGUUGUAUGCCAUAAUUGUCUAUUAGGCACCACCAGGACUCAACCUGUGGUUAAACCACCUCCCCAGAUAAAGGAGCCCGGAAUAGCUGGGUGCAAACGUGCAUAUCUUGUAUGCAUUCUCAGUUUGCAGCAGGACCUUUGGCUGGAAAACUGUGGUGAUAGGGCACCUGCUUUCUUGAGGAGUGGCAUAUCCUGAGAGUGUCAAGAAUAUCUUUGACAUAUAAUACAAUGCCAGAUUUUAUUGUAAAAUGAACCAAUUACGCAUUGUAUAAUGCUGCUUUAGAAUUUUUUCACCCAAAGUAGCCCCCUAUUGAUAACUGUAUGUUUAGAUUUUUUUAAUUGGUAUAAAACUACAUGUUCACGUCCACCUAUUGGUAACAGAGUAUCGUACCCAUCCCCCCACCACCCCCCCACCCGUACAGAGAUAGGGAUCAAAUGGGAUUAAGCACGCACACUCAUUGCUGUAAGUUUUGGCCUUUGUAUGUACAGAACAGAGUUGGCAUCUCCAUACCAUCAUGUUUUGCUGUCUAUAAUUUUCUUACCGAUAGAAGUUCUAGUGUUGAGUGACCUGUUUAUAAACACAUGAAUCGACAGUUUAUACAAUUUUUGUAAUCAGAUUACUUUCUUUCAACAUGGUCCUCAUGCUCCUUUAUAUGUAAGCUAUAGAUAUUUUUUUUAUUUUAAUUUCAUGAUGGUGCAAAUACUUUCAGGAUCAGGUACAGAAUUAGUCAAUCAAGAUUAACUUGAUUUAUUAAACUUGGUAUGCCAAAAUGUAUUUGAAGUCCAAGCAUGGUCAACAGAUGCCAGCAGCACUUGUUCGGAAAGUUGUUUGCUUGUUGUUUGUUGCAGUGACUGGAUGCCUACGCACAGUUUAUUAACAAUUUUGAAGAAAGCUUUUGUCUCCUUUCCUCUCCCUCCCCUUUUUAUUAGUAUGUGAUGUUAGCACAGUCUCUGUGUACAAUGUGUAAUUUGAUACUGACAAAAUAAAACUAAAUUGACUUGUAUAAUUCCUACUCUUGGCUCUAUUUUUUA